This is a messenger RNA of Fusarium odoratissimum NRRL 54006, 1367 nucleotides long. Its product is annotated as pyridoxamine 5'-phosphate oxidase. The transcript is spliced from 2 exons. The record is from RefSeq and is a predicted model, not a curated record. Gene Ontology annotation, molecular function: pyridoxamine phosphate oxidase activity; FMN binding. NCBI's taxonomy places the organism in Eukaryota, Fungi, Ascomycota, Sordariomycetes, Hypocreales, Nectriaceae. The coding region runs from base 278 to 1060 and encodes 260 amino acids. Gene Ontology annotation, biological process: pyridoxine biosynthetic process.
CUUAAAUUUUGAUACUGGUUUGUUUAUUCAUCUACAGUCGUGUUGUGCUAUGAAUGAUGGUACAUUUCCUGAAAUCUCAAUGUUUAUCCUUGGAAUAAAGUUAGCAACUAGAAACUUCCUUCACUUCGAAGAUGUCAUGACUCCACCACCCGCCGAUAGCGCAGUACGUACCUUCUUUCCUCUUGAACAUCCCAUUCCAUCGUAUGCCUCAAAGUCCGUCCAGUGAGUCAAAUCGCAUGAUUUCCUACAGUAGACUCAUAUAUAUAUAUAUAUUUCAAUGCGUCUUCUAAUACCUAACUUCAGCUCUAGGUUGUUCUCUACUGCAAAAAUGGCGCUUCAUUCAGCAGAUACUUCGAAGCUCAUCUUCGCCCCCGCGGGCCAUCAGGCAACGGGUCAAGCCGAGCAGUUUACCAAAGGAACUCUCGUCCGCUCACAGCUCAACCCAACAUCACCUAUCCCUCAAUUCCACGCAUGGUUCUCCCGUGCCCAAGAGAAUGAUUCUGGCGUAGAUCAUCCUGAAUCAUGCACUCUCUCAACAGCAUCUCUCCCCUCAGGCCGUAUCUCCUCUCGUACUGUGUAUCUAAAGGAGCUCGACAACCGCGGCUUCGUCAUCUACACUAACCUGGGCACGUCUCGCAAGGCAGCUGAUAUAGCGACCAACCCCCGUGCUGCGAUGUUGUUCUUCUGGGAAUCCCUACAGCGCCAAGUCCAUGUUGAAGGACGGGUGGAGAAGAUCUCCCGUGAAGAAAGUCAGACAUACUACGACACACGAGCUCGGGGAAGCAGAAUCGGUGCAUGGGCUAGUCGACAGAGUCAAGUACUUGAGCCACAAGGUGACGGCGACGAUGGCCGCAAGCAGCUGGAAGGAUGGGUUAAAGAGGUCGAGAAGCGGUUUGAGGGGCAGGAGAAAAUCCCUGUUCCUGAGUUCUGGGGUGGGCUGAGGAUUAUCCCGGAUAGGAUCGAGUUCUGGCAGGGAAGGGAGAGUAGACUUCACGACAGGUUCGUCUAUGAACGGGAGGGCGAGGAAGAGGAGUGGACAUUGAAGAGGCUGAGUCCUUGAGGAGAUGUAUUGGUGUCAUACAGAUACUCAACCAUUCUCAACAUGUAGCCAGAUACAGAAGCGAAAUGAUGAAUGAGCUCCUCGUUAAGAUAAUAGUCCAUAGACAAGGGGGUGAUUGAGUAGCAUACAGCGAAUUCUAUUAUAGCUCUUCAUCUGCAACUCUCGUUCGACACAGUAAUUAACACCACAUAUCUUCAACAUACAAUCAAAACAACAAGCCGGCAUCAACUGCCGUAUCCAAGCAUAGUAUACUGACUUACAAAAACUGCAUCAUGAGUUUUUUUCAUGCGGUGAACCCUGGAUAAGA